AUGACGGACUUCAACACUCCUACCUCGCAAAGUCUGCAAAUUCCGCAGCCUGCGAGGGACAAUAGAAAUAGAUCUGCUGCUCAACGGCGAUACAGGAAGAAAGAAGAGGAUGGGUUUUUGCAACUCCGAGAGGCCUUGAGAGAGGUGGCCAAGGAUGGUCCGCGAACCAGACAGGAAAUAUUGAGGAGAGCUUCCCGUGAACUUAGACGCUUAGCAGAAGAAAACUAUCUGUUAUCGCAACAGAAGGCACUGGAUGAGUUUCCUAGAGGAAGUUACAAUCAUGAACAUCCUCAAUCACCAUCAUGUUGUAGUGUGAUCCACGAGGAUCCUGCGGAAUGGCGGUCAUAUGGUAGGACCGACAUGGCGCGCCACUGUGCACCCGACACCACAAUGUCGCCAAACACGACCCAUAUGUUGACAGAACAAAAUUAUGAAUGGUUUAGCCAGCUGUACGACGCAAACAUGGGGCAAGACAGUAGUCAUUCAAACUGUUCGUGGGCAUCGCAACCGAACAGUGAUUUCGCCAGACGGCCGCACAGUGUAGGUGAUUAUUAUCCGAGAUGUGCGAACUAUGAGCAUCGAGAAUAA
This is a messenger RNA of Suillus bovinus, 588 nucleotides long. RefSeq lists its product as uncharacterized. Bases 1 to 588 code for a protein of 195 amino acids. The record is from RefSeq and is a predicted model, not a curated record. The transcript is spliced from 3 exons. Gene Ontology annotation, molecular function: protein dimerization activity. Lineage: Eukaryota; Fungi; Basidiomycota; Agaricomycetes; Boletales; Suillaceae.